AGCCUAUCAAAACCCAGUCAAUCGUCAACCCCCUCUUUUGUGCUCUUCUUCCUUCACCUAUUAAAGGAAAGUGUGAAGCAGUAAAACCCUAAAAUUCCCAAACGGGAAAAAGAGAGAGAGACGGAAGUUUAGAGGUGUCAGUGCUUAGGUCAACAAGAUGAUCAUCCCUGUUCGCUGCUUUACCUGUGGAAAGGUGAUUGGAAACAAGUGGGAUGCCUAUCUUGAUCUUCUCCAGCUUGACUACACUGAAGGGGACGCACUUGAUGCGCUAAACUUAGUUAGGUACUGCUGCAGGCGUAUGCUUAUGACUCAUGUUGAUCUUAUUGAGAAGCUUCUCAACUACAACACUCUGGAAAAAUCAGACAACUCUUAAUUAAAGAGGAUGCAAAUCUGCUGAAAAGAGUUUACUCGUCAGAGGCCUAUGUACUAUAAACAUGUAUGAAAAAACCCGGCGUUACUAUUUUGUCAUAUGUAUGUCAAUGCCACUACUACGUGUUAUGAUUUUUCUGAGCUGAAAGAGUUGUUAACGUUCUAAGGAAUUCAUCUUUUAUUAGAGAAAUACAAUUUGAUUGGAUUUGUGAGUCCAAAAACAAUGAGAAGGUGAAAAAUGAUACUCUUCAAGGUCAAAU
This is a messenger RNA of Eruca vesicaria subsp. sativa (arugula), 629 nucleotides long. NCBI's taxonomy places the organism in Eukaryota, Viridiplantae, Streptophyta, Magnoliopsida, Brassicales, Brassicaceae. The record is from the annotation of a GenBank genome assembly.